AUGGGAUCUCAUACUGCUGCUGCUGCUGCAGCUGCUGCUUCUGCUGCUGCUGCUGCAGCUGCUGCUUCUGCUGCUGCUGCUGCUGCUGCUGCUGCUUCUGCUGCUGCUGCUGCUGCUGUUUAUAAAUCCUGGUCAAGUGUUUGUUGUGGACCAGUGGGUGUGGUGGUUAGCCUAGAUGCGGACUUACGCGGCGCCAGCCACCUACGUCGUCUUCCGCCUCCGGCCUUCUUGAAUUGGUUAUGA
Messenger RNA from Spirometra erinaceieuropaei, 243 nucleotides. Lineage: Eukaryota; Metazoa; Platyhelminthes; Cestoda; Diphyllobothriidea; Diphyllobothriidae. The record is from the annotation of a GenBank genome assembly.